This is a messenger RNA of Penicillium verhagenii, 846 nucleotides long. RefSeq names its product transferase hexapeptide domain protein. Lineage: Eukaryota; Fungi; Ascomycota; Eurotiomycetes; Eurotiales; Aspergillaceae. Gene Ontology annotation, biological process: mitotic spindle organization. The record is from RefSeq and is a predicted model, not a curated record. Gene Ontology annotation, molecular function: dynein complex binding. The transcript has a single exon. Gene Ontology annotation, cellular component: dynactin complex. The coding region runs from base 1 to 846 and encodes 281 amino acids.
AUGGCCACCCUCAAGCCACCCCCAGCGCAGCACCGGUCCUCACACACACCAUCAGGACCACCAAAGGCCCCCGUCAAAGCCGACCCCACAUCCACAAUCGCCGACACAGCCGUCUUCCAAGGCAAAUACCCCGUAACCAUCGGCGCGAACACAGUCAUCCACCCACGCGCCCGAUUCUACGCCUACGAAGGCCCCAUAAUAAUAGGCGAUGGCUGCAUAAUCAGCGAAAAAGCCGUCAUCGGCGCGCCUCCAAACUCAUCCUCCUCCUCCCGGGGCUCGUCACGAUCCCCAUCGCCCGCUCCAUCAUCGCAAACACAAACACCCACCACUACCCGGCCGACCUCAACAGACCCAGAAGCAGGCGCAGACACAAGCGCAGAAUCUGCCGCAACAGAAUCCUCUCAAACCCCACCCCCACCUCCGAAAAAACAAGACCUCACAACCCGACUCUCCUACUUCGUAACAGUCGGUCCCCAAUCCACAAUCCGCCCGGGCGCCCACAUCCACUCCUCCGCCAGCAUCGAGGCGCUAGCCACAAUACAGCGGCACGCGGAGAUCGGCUCGCACGUGAAGAUUUGCUCCGGGUGCGAAGUGCCAGAGUACGGUUCUGUGCCGGAGUGGACGGUUGUUUGGGGGUCUGGACUUGGGCAGCGGAGGAGGAGGGCGCGGGGGGCAAAGUCGCCUGGUCCGGCUGUUGUUGUUGCGGCGCAGGUUACGCAGACGCCUGUUCCUGGGCUUGCGCCUGAGGGGAAGGUUAUUGAGGAUGCGAGGUUGAUGGUUUUGCAGAAGGAGAGGGAGGUCUUGGCGAGGAUGAUUGUGCCUGCUGGGGCUGCGAAAAAGCGAUGA